Amblyraja radiata (thorny skate) is the source of this 3012-nucleotide messenger RNA. It is a transcript of the gene as3mt, whose product is annotated as arsenite methyltransferase. Gene Ontology annotation, cellular component: cytosol. Gene Ontology annotation, biological process: toxin metabolic process; arsonoacetate metabolic process. The record is from RefSeq and is a predicted model, not a curated record. The transcript is spliced from 11 exons. Gene Ontology annotation, molecular function: arsenite methyltransferase activity. The coding region runs from base 40 to 1212 and encodes 390 amino acids. NCBI's taxonomy places the organism in Eukaryota, Metazoa, Chordata, Chondrichthyes, Rajiformes, Rajidae.
CCGAAGUGCGCUGGAGUUUGGGAGGCGGAGGCGGAGGCGAUGGCGGCUGUGCAGGAGCGAGAGCUGGGCUCUGCUGGAAGCACCUCUUCAUCUGGAUGUUGUCAACAUUUGAAAAUUCACGAGGAUGUCAAGGAUUAUUAUGGGAAGAAGCUGCAGGGAACGGACGAUCUGGUAUUGAACGUGUGUGUCACUCCAGGGAAAAGACUCGCUAAGUAUGUGCGGGACGCCUUGAAAGAUGUUCACGAGGAAGUGAGCUCCAGGUACUACGGGUGUGGACUUGUGAUCCCAGAUUGCGUGGAGGGCUGCCGGGUCCUGGAUUUGGGAAGCGGGAGCGGCCGGGACUGCUACAUGCUCAGCAAAUUGGUCGGGGAGAAAGGUCACGUCACCGGAGUAGACAUGACCGACGGGCAGAUUCAAGUGGCAAAGAAGUUUAUUGACUAUCACACGCAGAGGUUUGGCUUCAGCAAACCCAAUGUGGAUUUCCUUCAAGGCUACAUCGAAAAACUCGGUGACAUUGGACUGAAAGAUAACAGCUUUGAUCUUGUUAUAUCAAAUUGCGUGGUAAACUUAUCGCCCGAUAAAACAGCUGUGCUGAAAGAGGCAUAUCGAGUGUUAAAGGAUGGUGGUGAAAUGUACUUCAGUGAUAUCUAUGCCGAUCGUGAACUUCCAGAUGCUGUAAGGACACACAAGGUUUUGUGGGGUGAGUGUCUGGGAGGAGCUCUGUGGUGGAAAGAAUUUGUUGACAUUGCAAAGAAGGUGGGUUUCAAUGAACCACGACUGGUGGCUGCUAGCAAGGUGCCCGUGGAAAAUGAAGAGCUCCAGCAGAUAAUUGGUGACUGCAAGUUUGUUUCUGCCACAUACCGACUGUUCAAAGUCCCAGCCGGGGUUCGCAGAGAAAGAAGCCGUGUCAUUUACAACGGCUCGGUCGAGGGCUGCGGAGAGAAGCUGGAGUUUGACAUCAAUUACACGUUUAAUGAAGGAGAGACAGUAGUUGUGGAUGAAGAAACAGCGGCGAUUCUCGAGAGCUCACGGUUUGCAGAUGAAUUCACUAUUCAGUCGCUUGGCAAAGUGUCUCCCAGCUCUGGGGAAUGCCCACCCAGGGAGCCGCAGAGUGCUGCUACUGACCCUUUCUGGUUGUCUGAGCAUGUUGCAGAGGGCGGGACCUCAUCCUGCAGUGCAGCGCAUUCUGUCCAGAGCAAAGGCUGCUGCUGAAUCACCUCCGUCUGUUGAAGAAGAGAUCUGCUCGCUCCACAAACCGUAGAGCAACACAGCACAGGAACAGUGUUUGUGCCAAACAUGAAGCCAAGACCAUCUCUAAUCUACCUGCACAUGAUCUAUAUUCCUCCAUUCUCUGCAUAUCCAUGUUUAUUGGAUGCCUGUAACGCACUGUCAGGGUUGAUGGUGGAGGUAGAUACAAUAGUCUGUGAGUAUUGUAGUCAUGGGCUAUGGUAUGACUAAGUGAUUUAAAUGUCCUUAUUGUAUCUGCCUCCACCACUAUCGCUGACAGCAUAUUCCAGACACCCACCAUCCUCUAUGUAAAACAAAACGUGCCCUGCACAUCUCCUUUAAACUUAUCCUCUCUCACCUUAAAGCGUUGCCUGCUAAUAUUUGCUAUUUCCAUCCUGGGAUAAAGGUUCAGAAUAGAACGUAAAAGUUCCAAAUAAAACAGUUGGAUGUCAAGAGGGAAGUUUGAGGUUUGCUCUGCGGUUGGUCAGUGUUGAAUGUUCCCCUCUCCGGAUCACCUGCCUUCAUCCCCAUUCCUCUUGUACAGUGAGUCCCCUCCACAUACCUCACUGGUUGGUGCAGGACCACCAAGUGUAUCUGCUCCUGCUGCCUCUCGUGCUAAACUGAUGGGCCCCUGUUUAAUUUUAAAUUUUGCUUGAGCAACUUCUAGGAGUUUCUGUGUUGAGUACAACUGUCACAAGUUCACACCUUACAACGAUUCAAUACCUCCAGCACAGGAACUUAGCCAUACAGCGUGGAAGCUGGCCCUUCGACUCAACCUACCCAUCUACAUUAGACUCACCUGCCUGUGUUUGGACCAUAUCCCAUUACGCCCAUGCUAUCCAUGUACCUGUCUAAAUGCAGCUUGUUCCAUAUACCCACCACCCUUUGUGUAAAGAAGAUUUACCCCUCAGGUUCCUAUUAAAUCUUUCCUCCCUCACCUUAAACCUACAUCCUCUGGUUCUCAAUUCCCCUAUCCUGGGCAAGGGACUCGGUGUGUUUACUCGAUCUAUUCCUCUCAUGACUUUGUACACCUCUAAGAUCACCUCUAUAACUUCCCAGGAGCAAUGUUUAUGGGAGGUCACAGAGCUAUAGCUACAGAGCAUGAAAAUAAGCCCUUUGGCCCAACGAGUCCAUGCUGACCUAGUUGCCAUCCUACGCUAGUCCCAUAUCCCUCCAAGCCCUUUCUAUUAUAUCCACCCAAAUGACUUCUGAAAGGGAUUUUGCUUUUCAAACUAGUUGAACAUUCGGGAUUGUUGAGGGAACCUUUUUGCUUGAGAGUGGGGUCCAUCCUGGGAGCAGCUGGCACCACUGCGACACUUCUGUUCUACUCCAGGACACGGGAUUAGUCAGUCUGAGCCUUCAAACUCGCUGGGAUUUUGGAUGCUACAGAAGGCUGUGGUUGAUAGAUUGUGGGAUAACAGAUGGAGUAUAUGGAGGAAUACUUGAAUUUGCAAGGCAUAAGGCUGCUGGUAAAUGGGAUUAGUAAAGUUGGGUACAUGAUGGUUGGUAUUGGAUGGGGUGGGCUGAAAGGCCUAUUUCCAUGCUGUCUGACUCACUCUAUGGGAUUGAGUGGGGGGAGAGAUGGCGUAUGGAAAUAGUAAAAGAUUAACAAUGGGAUUGAAUGGAAAAUCGGGCUAAAGUGGCCAUGUUCCUAACUAAUACUUUUCUCUUUUCUGUUGUGAUUGAUAAGAUUCACUGCCAAAAUUCUUGAUGUGAAAGUUUUUUUCCUGUGCAAUAAAUACCAUUGAAUAAAUGACAAUGUCUGUGCCUCUGUGGUAAAUCAAA